AUAGUUUACUAUAAUAGCUCGUUGCUGGCGACUCUAUGGAUUCAAUCUCAGAAAUUCUUUGUUCGUAUAGUAUUUAAAUAUGUUUUCUCAAGAAUUAUUAUUUUCUAAUACUGAAAAAUUUUUCAAAAUCAAAAUAUAACAAAUUAUUAAUUUAAUCCUUGUUUUAAAUUUUGUGUUGGAGUCGACAUUUUUCUCUCCUGAUCAAACAGGUCUUGGUUGAUGACGAAACUUCCAGACGAUCAAGAUCAACUUGGCGGUUUCUUGAUCUUGUGCUUCGUGUUGAUGGGUUGUUUCUUCUCGUGUUUAGAUAUUCUAGGCGUUUUAAUUAAUUAAUUUCUAUUAAAUAGCUCUUCUUUUCAUAUUCUUUCUAAACUAUGUCGGCAGUUGAAAAUAAUGUGACACAAUCGGGACAACCAAGUCUUUCAAAGCAGGACCUUUCCACACUCGAUGUUACAAAGUUGACAGCUUUGUCUCCAGAAGUUAUAAGUCGUCAAGCUACUAUUAAUAUUGGUACAAUUGGCCAUGUAGCACAUGGAAAGUCAACUGUAGUCAAAGCUGUUUCUGGAGUGCAGACUGUCAGAUUCAAGAAUGAACUGGAGAGGAAUAUCACCAUCAAAUUGGGUUAUGCAAACGCGAAGAUCUACAAGUGUGACAACGACAAGUGUCCGCGCCCGGCCUGCUACAUGUCGGGUGGCUCCAGCAAGGACGACACGCUGCCGUGUCUCCGGCCUAGCUGCCCGGGCAAGUUCCAGCUGGUGCGUCACGUCUCCUUUGUCGACUGUCCCGGUCACGACAUCCUCAUGGCCACCAUGUUGAACGGCGCCGCUGUCAUGGAUGCUGCUCUCCUGCUCAUUGCUGGAAAUGAGUCCUGCCCACAACCUCAAACGUCCGAGCACUUGGCAGCCAUUGAAAUUAUGAAGUUGAAGCACAUUGUAAUACUUCAAAAUAAAAUCGAUCUUGUGAAGGAGGGACAGGCUAAGGAACAGCACGAACAGAUUUUGAAAUUUGUGCAAGGAACUGUUGCGGAAGGCGCUCCAGUGGUGCCAAUCUCGGCGCAGCUGAAGUACAACAUCGAGGUGCUGUGCGAGUACAUCACCAAGAAGAUCCCGAUUCCGUCACGUGACUUCACGUCGGCGCCACGGCUCAUUGUCAUCCGGUCGUUCGACGUCAACAAGCCCGGCUGCGAGGUCGACGACCUCAAGGGCGGUGUCGCUGGUGGCAGUAUCCUCAGGGGAGUGCUCAAGAUUGGAAUGGAGAUCGAGGUGCGUCCGGGCUUGGUGUCCAAGGACAGCGAGGGCAAGCUGUCUUGUCGUCCCAUCUUCUCACGCAUUGUCUCCCUGUUCGCCGAACAGAAUGAGCUGCAGUUCGCCGUUCCUGGUGGAUUGAUCGGUGUUGGAACAAAGAUUGAGCCGACCCUUUGCAGAGCCGACCGUCUGGUGGGUCAAGUACUCGGCGCCAUUGGUGCUUUGCCCAAGAUAUUCAUUGAGCUCGAAAUAUCCUACUACUUGCUCAAACGUCUCCUGGGUGUGCGAAUGGAGGGCGACAAGAAAGGAGCCAAGGUGCAAAAACUGACCCGUAACGAGGUGCUGCUGGUGAACAUUGGUUCCCUGUCGACCGGCGGCCGAGUGAUAGCGCAGAGGGCCGACUUGGCCAAGAUCAGUCUCACCAACCCUGUCUGUACCGAAAUCGGAGAGAAGAUCGCCCUCAGUCGGCGUGUUGAAAAGCAUUGGAGAUUGAUUGGAUGGGGACAAAUCCGCGGAGGGGAGACCAUUGAACCAACCACGUAGAAGAAAUCAAUUUAUUUCUAGGCUAAGCGUUUAUAAUUAACAAUAAUUAUUUUAUUUGUUUGUUUGAAAAUUGUUGGACUACUCGCCACAAAGCCUAUUGGAAUAAACAUUUAUUUGAUAACAUGA
Messenger RNA from Nilaparvata lugens (brown planthopper), 1913 nucleotides. RefSeq names its product eukaryotic translation initiation factor 2 subunit 3, X-linked (gene eIF2gamma). The coding region runs from base 375 to 1787 and encodes 470 amino acids. The transcript has 10 exons. Gene Ontology annotation, molecular function: GTPase activity; tRNA binding; GTP binding. Lineage: Eukaryota; Metazoa; Arthropoda; Insecta; Hemiptera; Delphacidae. Gene Ontology annotation, cellular component: cytosol; eukaryotic translation initiation factor 2 complex. Gene Ontology annotation, biological process: formation of translation preinitiation complex; positive regulation of translational fidelity. The record is from RefSeq and is a predicted model, not a curated record.